CAAAAAGGGAGUGUUGUACAAAGUGACAGAACUCAGAGAAUGAGUACCAGGAAGACAAAUACAAAGACAUUACAGGAAUUUUGAAUGAAAGAUUGUGUCUGUCCCUCCAUGCGGUGAAAGUGACCUAAGAUCAAGAGCACUGAUGUCAAACACAACGUUCAACCCAGGUGCCUUGGGGGGACCACUGUUCUGUCCUCUACUACAGAUCAUGAGGAACCACAGCCUAAAUAACGACACAAAGACCAAUUUGGUGGUGAUUUGCAUCCACGGUCUGGUCUCCUGCCUGGGGAUUUUAGAAAACACCCUGAUCCUCUGGGUGGUGGGCUUCCGCCUGCGGCGCCGCACUGUGGCAUCAGUCUGGGUGCUCAACCUGGCCAUGUCUGACUUCCUGGCAACACUAACGCUACCCCUCUUCACUGUGUACCUUAGCUCCUCACAUAGCUGGAAGCUUGGCAUCCCACUUUGCAAAAUACAGGCUUCCAUCUUCUUUUUGAAUAUGUUUGUGUCAGCCUUCCUGCUGGCAGCCAUUUCACUGGACCGCUGCCUUCUGGUGGUCAAGCCAGUGUGGAGCCAGAAUCAUCGAUCAGUGGCAGGAGCUUGGAAGGUGUGUGUAUUGGGAUGGCUAUGGGCGUCAAUCAAUACAUUACCUUACUUACUUUUCCGCUCAGUGAUUCAGAAAGAGGAUGGUAGGCAACUGUGCUAUCAUAAUUUUGCCUUGCAUUUCACCUCUCAAACCACUCUGGACAGAGACUGCAAAGUGAGAGAGGCAGGAACAGCCAUCUCCAAGUUACUGCUAGCAUUCCUGAUCCCCCUGCUGGUGAUUGCAGGGAGCUACAUCCAAAUUGGUCUCAGCCUGAGGAAAAGGAGCAUGAGGAGAAAGCAGAGUGUAGCCAGGUUCACUGAUGCACUUAUUGUGUCAAACAAAGAGGACGAAUCAGGAAUUACAAAUACCCCUCGAACCACAAAAGCCACUAAUGUCUGUCUUAAGCCUCCAGCAUCUGGUCCGUCUUUAUCUCAGACACCUACUGCUUUGUCUCCUACUAUGUCUAACCAGACCAGUCACAGUCAGAUGUCCCAGAGCUUCACCAAGAUGGUCACAUUUGUGAUUGCAGCAUUUGCUUUGUGCUGGGCUCCCUAUCACAUCUUCUGCAUAAUCGAAGUGACAGCCCAGUACUGGGUCAAAAAUCUCAGCCUGGUUGAGGUGGGGCUGCCCCUAGCUACAACAUUUGCAUUCUUGAAUCCAGUGUUGAACCCCAUUCUAUACGUCUUCAGCUGCCCAAACUUCUGUGUGACAAUACGACAGAGUCUGGGAGCAGUGUUUGAUGGUCUGGUGGAAGAAAAGGGAGGGUUGCUGAUGGUACCAGGGAGAAGUUUAAAAGCACAUAUUAGGCAGAAGAGCAGUAGAGAUACUCGCCCUGGGACACCUGUGCCACCAAAUGACUCAUCCUCACCUCCCUUCCCAAGACAUGAAUUAAAAACAAAGGCUGAAAUUGGCUGAACUUGGAUGGUAGAUGCCAGAUUAGUGGGACUCUUGAUUUAUGUAUUUAAUGAUGUCAGUUAUGUAGUCACCAUCAUCAGGUCAGCAUUUCAUUUUGUAUAAUACUUUGGUUUGUGACAAAAGUACCUUCAAAUCUCUAAUUGCCUUACCUGUACUAUGUGCUGAUUAGCAAAUGUUAGCCUGCUAAUAUGAUAAACUAAGCUGGUGAUCAUAGUAAGGAUUAUGCCUGCUUAAUAUCAGCAUAUUAGCUUUGUCACUAUGAGCAGGUUAGCAUGCAUUUGGCUCAGCAUGGUCCUCAAAGGGUGAAGCUUACUGACCUUGACUCCUCUUGCACCACUGUGAGGUUAACAUUAGUGUUUUUAUGUGAGAUGUCUCAACAGCUAUUACGGGAUUCAGUCGUUUAGGGUUAGCCAUGAAAUUUGGUACAGACAUUAAUGUGCCCCUGAAUUAGUAUAUCUUGAUGAUCCCUUAACUCUCCAUAUAGCACCACCACUUUUGAAUGGUUUCACUCACUGUCAUGAAUAAACACUUUUUUGUUUGUCUGCAGUGUUAAAUUGAAAAGAUUUGAAAAGACAGAAAUGUUUCAUCUGUUUUAGUUUGGUUUUUCACUAAGUUUGUUUUUUCAGUAGAAGAGUGAAAAACUUUUUAAUUUAUCAACAUGCCAUCAUUCAGUUCUUGUGAUACUUUCCCUUCUCACAGUAAACUGCAGCUACAAUCAGGAAAAUACAUCAAAGGAAAGCACUCUCAAGUGUCUUUCCUUUAUUUAGCAACAUCCCAUGGAGUUACAAGGUAAAUGUGAGUGAGUGGUCAUGAGAAGAAUAAAAUGAGGAUUUUUAUUUAACAUAAAACAAAUGAAUUCAAAUGGAACAAUUGAAAGGUUUAUUGCAAGCAGCAAAAGCCGUUUAUGGCUAACAGACUAAAAUCUUUGGUUUCUGUGUUCUUUUAUUCUGAGUUCAAGCUAAGUUAAUUUUGACCACCAGAGAGCAGUAUAGCACUGAUUACGUAAACAGACAUGAAAUGAUGAGGUGGGAUUAUGCUUUUGAGGUCCUGUAAUCCAGCAGCACUUUGAAUCUAAACUGCUUACCACCUUUCUGAGUUACUAGAUUUUUUUCAUAUCUGAUAACAAUUUUGAUUGCCACAGCUGUUUCAAUUGUCUGGUUCCACCGCAAUCAACAUCACACUCAGGCUGACGUUUAAUGUAGGCCGUAGCAGGGUAGGAUUACUAUGGAGGUAGUUGUAAUUUGUGGAGAAUAUCAGACAGUGAAAAUUCAAAAUAUAAAGACAGAGCAGGAUUAAACCUAACGGGUCAGGCUGACAUACAAAGCUUCGCUUUACUCUCAUCCAUUCAGUUUCAGCAGAUUAUCCUCCUCCCUCACCCUCUGUUGGUGGCCAUCUUUCAUUUUUUCCUUAUCUGUAUUAAUUCAUUUCCUUAUGCCAUUUUGAAUGUGCAACAAUUCCUGGAGUCUUUGAAGUUAUAAAGACAAAGGAAUGAGAAGAAGAACUAAAGAAGACAGAAAAGAACUGAAAAAGGAGAAGUGUUGGCAGAGGUUCACAUAAUUCCUCAACCAAAAUCCUUAUGUUUUGUCUAAUUAUAUUCUAUUUCAGCCUUCCCUUGCAAUAUUUUUUUUUUUUUAAAAAAAGUCAAAUAUUUAUAAAUGGUCAUCAUAAAUGGUUAAAAGUUAAAUGUGACAUAUAGCUAGCUCAUAUAUGAACAUGACUCAUUUCAAGCGGGGAUAUCAUUUAACUUGGCAAAGUAAAAUAACAUGGAUAUUAUUUUUACAAAUUUGAACUGCCUGCUCAGUUUUAAAUUCAAUUCAAAUGCAACUUUAAAUACUAUGUCUAAUGUAUGGUUUGGUAGCUAUAUGAAGAUUAUUACUCAAUUAAGAUAUGAUAAAUUUUGGUUCAUAUGUAUAUAUGUAUGCAUGUAUCGAUUUAUUUAGCUAUGUCAAGGGAAGGAUCUAAAUAUAAUUAACUGGGAACAGCUUUUUAAAAGUGAAAAAUUAGGCUCACUUUCCUCUGAAUUUGAAUGAGUCAACUGAAUUAUUAAAGAUUCUCUGAAGAGACAUGAAUGGAAUGGUCUAGAUGUAGUUAAGAUUAGAGGUACACUGUUAUUCAACUACAGAAAAGACACAAACACACAGAUAAGGAUAAGGAUAUAAUCAAACAACUGGAGAACAGUGAGAACACAGACAAAGUAAGAUGAUGAAAAUGACCAAGCUAAAGAGAUUAUAUAAAGUCCUGUGAGAAACAGUUGGUAUGGAUGAGAGACAAGGAAAGAAUGAAAGAGAGAGCACAUGGAGGGUCGGUGGUAAGUAUUGCUUUAAAAGGGUUUAAUGCUGUUACAGUGCUUAUAGGUGACAGAUGCUGAGUGGAAAAUCGCAUUGUACAUCAGUACUUUUCUUUUAAACAUCAUGCACUGGUGUACACUCAUGAAUGCACACACACAAGGGAAGACACAUUUGCAUUUGUUAAAAAAUAUGCACAAAAAAGCUGUAUUAUGCAUGUCUAUUAUUAUCAAAAGCUUCAAGCACAGCAACUGUGUAUGUAUAUUGUAAUGCACAUCUCUGUAAGUAGAAGAACACUAAUAAAGGUCAGCACAUAUUCUA
Scatophagus argus is the source of this 4104-nucleotide messenger RNA. Its product is annotated as prostaglandin D2 receptor 2. The record is from RefSeq and is a predicted model, not a curated record. NCBI's taxonomy places the organism in Eukaryota, Metazoa, Chordata, Actinopteri, Scatophagidae. Gene Ontology annotation, molecular function: G protein-coupled receptor activity; complement receptor activity. The transcript has 2 exons. Gene Ontology annotation, biological process: phospholipase C-activating G protein-coupled receptor signaling pathway; positive regulation of cytosolic calcium ion concentration; inflammatory response. Gene Ontology annotation, cellular component: plasma membrane. Bases 143 to 1498 code for a protein of 451 amino acids.